Messenger RNA from Wyeomyia smithii (pitcher-plant mosquito), 550 nucleotides. RefSeq names its product protein C19orf12 homolog. The record is from RefSeq and is a predicted model, not a curated record. The coding region runs from base 1 to 438 and encodes 145 amino acids. Lineage: Eukaryota; Metazoa; Arthropoda; Insecta; Diptera; Culicidae. The transcript has 2 exons.
AUGAGCAUACUGCUUCCGACGCCCAGCCGGAUAUCUCCGGUAUCCAUCCGGCGUCCAUCUGCCCUUUGUGGAGUUGUACGGGUCACUGUAAAAAGUAGUGCUAAAGGUGCUGCCAUCUGUGCCGCUUCCUGUUUUAUUGGUGGCCUCCUGGGCGGUUCCAAAGGUCUGGCAUUGGGAGGAACGAUUGGUGCUGUCAGUGCUGCUAUUAUGAGUAGAGGGCAAUUCCGUCCUGUUAGCGAAAUUAUUUUGCACGAAAUGAGUGAACGUGACCGAGAGCAACUCAAGGAUCGCGUAGUAUAUGCUGUGCGAGACUUCCAUCCUACCGAUAUGGGCGUGCUACUGUCGCUUCUUAUGGGUAAUAAGGAGGUCCAGAAGGCAGUACUCAAUACCGUAACGACGUUUAUAACAAACGAGAUGGAUAUGCAAAUUGUCGACUGAUACUGUAUUUACGGAUCAACACAUCAACUAGAGCAAUGGUAUGCACAGUAUUUGUUAACAAUGAAUAUUUGAAUAAUAAAAAGUUUAUAAAAAUGUUGGACUGAUGGUUGGA